UCACACUCUGCUGGGCAAAGGAGGAGGAGGAGCCAGACGUCUUGGACGGCUGGGAACACCAAGUAACAGGACAGGAAGUUCAACUCAGGCAAGUGACCACCAACAUCUACCUAGGAAGCCUGUGGCGUGAGCAAUAGCUCCUGGAGAACCCCAUGUCUCGAGCCCCAAGGAUGAGGCUGCUUAAGCUGCUGAUUUUCCUGGCCCACUGGGGAGUUGCCAGGGCUGAGCCAGGGAAGUUCUGGCACAUCUCUGACCUGCACCUGGACCCUGACUACAAGGUGUCCACAGACCCCCUCCAAGUGUGCCCAUCAGCCGGCUCCCAGCCAGUGUCCAACGCGGGCCCCUGGGGUGACUACCUCUGUGAUUCUCCCUGGGUCCUCAUCAACUCCUCUGUCUACGCCAUGAAGGAGAUCGAGCCAGAGCCGGACUUCAUCCUCUGGACGGGUGAUGACACGCCUCAUGUGCCCAAUGAGAGGCUGGGAGAAGCAGCUGUGUUGGCAAUUGUGGAACGCUUGACCAAGCUCAUCAGAGAAGUCUUUCCAGACACUAAAGUCUACGCUGCUUUGGGAAAUCAUGACUUUCACCCCAAAAACCAGUUCCCAGCAGGGAGCAACAAUAUCUACAAUCAGGUAGCAGAACUGUGGAGACCCUGGCUCAGUAAUGAAUCCAUCUCUCUCUUCAAAGAAGGUGCCUUCUAUUCUGAGAAGUUGCCAGGGCCGACUGGGCGAAUCGUGGUCCUCAACACCAACCUGUACUAUAGCCAAAAUGAGCAGACAGCCAGCAUGGCCGACCCUGGCCAGCAGUUCCAGUGGCUGGAAGAUGUGCUGACCAAUGCGUCCCGAGCUGGGGAAAUGGUGUACAUUAUUGGCCACGUGCCCCCGGGGUUCUUUGAGAAGACUCAGAACAAAGCGUGGUUCUGGGAGGGCUUCAACGAGAAGUAUCUUAAGGUGGUCCAGAAGCACCAUCGAGUCAUCGCCGGGCAGUUCUUCGGGCAUCACCACACCGACAGCUUUCGGAUGUUCUAUGAUGAUGCAGGUACUCCCAUCGGUGUCAUGUUCCUUACACCUGGGGUCACCCCGUGGAAAACCACAUUACCUGGAGUGGUCAACGGGGCCAACAAUCCAGGCAUCCGAGUGUUCGAAUAUGACCGAGCCACACUGAACCUCCAGAAUAUGAUGACUUACUUCAUGAACCUGAGCCAGGCGAACGCGCGCGGAGAGGCGCGCUGGGAGCUCGAGUACAGGGUGACGGAGGCCUACGGGGUGCCCGACGCAGGUGCCCGCUCCAUGCACGCUGCACUGGGCCGCAUCGCCACCGACCAGGACACGAUGCAGCGCUACUACGUCUACAACUCUGUCAGCUACGACACGCGAGCCUGCGGCGAGGUCUGCCGCGCGGAGCACGUGUGCGCGCUGCGCGAGGUGGCCUUCGACGCGUACGCCGCCUGCCUGCGCGCCCCCGGCUCUGGUCCCGCGCCCGUGCUCGCGCUCCUGCUGGCCGCGCUGCUCGGCCUGUGCGCACUGCUCCCGCGGUGACGUUGAGCGCCGCCUGCCCGCUAGCUGUGUUGUCUUCCUCCUGGUGAAUUGGGGCCAGCGUCACCUAUUGAGAACUGGAAUUUUACAUCAUUUACCCCCGCGUCCAGAGAUAAGUGGGAUGGGACAGUCAGAUCAGGAAAUGAAGCUCAAAGACCCCCUCCCCCCACGACGGACAUUUCUUCCAAGUUUCACCUUUUAUGGGGGAGGGGGGAACGCUCAUCGUGC
Messenger RNA from Rhinolophus ferrumequinum (greater horseshoe bat), 1760 nucleotides. It is a transcript of the gene SMPDL3B, whose product is annotated as sphingomyelin phosphodiesterase acid like 3B. The record is from RefSeq and is a predicted model, not a curated record. Gene Ontology annotation, biological process: sphingomyelin catabolic process. The transcript has 8 exons. The coding region runs from base 153 to 1535 and encodes 460 amino acids. Gene Ontology annotation, molecular function: sphingomyelin phosphodiesterase activity. NCBI's taxonomy places the organism in Eukaryota, Metazoa, Chordata, Mammalia, Chiroptera, Rhinolophidae.